Molecule: messenger RNA, 4997 nt
Organism: Hydractinia symbiolongicarpus
Lineage: Eukaryota; Metazoa; Cnidaria; Hydrozoa; Anthoathecata; Hydractiniidae
Product: metabotropic glutamate receptor 3-like
Exons: 3
Coding region: 350-3253 (967 amino acids)
Biological process (GO): regulation of synaptic transmission, glutamatergic; G protein-coupled glutamate receptor signaling pathway
Cellular component (GO): membrane
Molecular function (GO): adenylate cyclase inhibiting G protein-coupled glutamate receptor activity
Source: RefSeq, a predicted model, not a curated record
AGUGUAAACAUUAAAAACAUGUAGUCAUGGUUGUUCAUUUUCGCAACAUAACCCACUUUGGAUAAGAUAGAUUAAGCGAAGUAUCUUUCGGACACUUUGUUUAGCAAGAUACAAGGCAUACUUUCAUUGAAUGGACUUCCUAGAUUUGCGAGAUUGAGAUUUUUUAAAGUGCACAGGUAAAGACCCGAUACGUACCAUGUUGUCCACAGCUAUGCUAUGUCAAUAUAUAAUCCGCGGAACAUCUGUUCAAAUUCCAAGUUAUGUGUGAUGAAACAAAAGAGUAUGAGCAGAAAAUGUGAAUAUUUACUUGAUUGAAUUAUCUAAUAUACAUAUAUUUGGAAAAGCUUUGAUGACGAUCAAUGUUUUAUUUUGUCGUUAUCAUCGAAUGGCUGUGCAUGCAAUAGCAUGGCUUCUCUAUUAUUUCUUGCUGUUGGUACGAACUCCUGACUGUGUAUCAAUUGACGCGAAUGAAUUCAUACGAGCUGGCUGCCUUCUUCAUCAAACAUUCAAAAGCUCUGGAGAUUUUAUUAUUGCGGGUUUCGUGCCUGGUCACACGAUCAGUAAAACUGGCAAGUACAAGGAAAACUAUCCAAGCGUGAUAUGGGCGUCCGCGUUGGCGUAUUCUGUUGAAGAAAUCAAUGAAAAUCCCGACAUUCUUCCCGGUAUAAAGCUAGGCUACGAUAUUCGGGAUAGUUGUAAUAACGCCGAAGUUGCUAUAACGCAUUCCUUGGAGUUCAUCCUUGAUAAAUCUUUUGCAGCCAGCAAUGGUUUUAACAGCGUAAUUGCCGGGGUUGUUGGUGGGGCCUCAAGUACCAUCUCGACCGUAAUAAGCAACCUCUUAAGUACGGACUAUGUGCCACAGGUAUCCUAUUCAGCUACUAGCGUGGCGUUAUCCGACCGAAAGCUUUACCGAAGCUUCUUUAGAACUGUGCCGUCAGACGUCAACCAGGCUGCUGCGAUAGCGGACUUGCUGAAAUACUUCGACUGGACGUACGUCUCUGUGUUUGCCUCCGACGAUGCGUACGGUCGGUUAGGCUUGGACGAACUAAGACUGAGUGCAAAACAGAGAGAUUUGUGUUUUGCUAAAGAUAAAGUGUUUAAUCCCAAUUUAGCCGAUGGUAGCAGAGAAUUAACAGAAAUCAUAAAUUCGUUGCGCACGUUUAAUGGAACAGCUCACGUGGUUGUAUUGUGGUGCCAAUUUAACGACGCCGAAGCAAUUAUUGAGGGCGCCAAAGCAGCUGGUAUUUCAAACAUCACUUGGAUAGGUACAGAAACGUGGGGAACUCGCAUAACAAGAAUGCCACUAGGACACAAUUUGAUUGGAAUGCACUUGUACCAACCACGCAUCGACAAAUUUAUAAAGAAGUUUUAUAAUCCUUCUUCCGGACAUUAUAAUUGUAGAAAUCCAUGGUACAAAACCAUAGUAUACGGCAUGUGCUUUCUGCCGCUUGCGAAAACGCUCCCCAUAAAUAAAUACCCGCAGGUAGUGGCCUCCGUCUACUCUCUAGCGUACGGUCUCCAUAACACACUAGGAUGUACGAAACGCAAAUGCCCGCGUGACCGAAACUUUUUGAAUUACAAAUUUCUGUAUGAGAACAUCACCAAGUUGGACUUUGUUAUCCCAGAUACAGAUUAUCGCGUAAAAUUUAAUGCUGAUGGAGAGAGCGCUAUUGUGGCAUAUGAUUACAUGUUUUUAAGUAACGAGACCUAUAAGCUUUUUGGAAACUGGACAAGUACAAACUCGAUAGCUAUAAGUGACGGUGAAACAAUAUGGAAAGGGCAGAGAAAACCGGUGUCGCAUUGUAGUGACGAUUGUCAACCGGGUUACUAUCGUAUCAAGAGCUCGUCUGCGUGUUGUUGGAAGUGUGCACUUUGUAGCGGCAAUCGGAUUUCUAAUACAAUCAACCAAGACAUCUGCGAACUCUGCUCGUACAAGGAAAAGGCGAACGCUAACCACACGGAGUGCGUACCGUUGAAAGUAUUACGAUUGUCCAUAAAGUCGCAAAUGGGAAUCUUCAUCGCAGUGGCGUCACUACUUUGCGUGCUUUUAACAGCUUUUGUCAUCUGUGUAUUUAUAAAAUAUUGGGACACGCCCAUGGUGAAAGCCUCAAGUAGGGAGAUGUCAUGCGUCCAACUAACCUCCAUCUUAUUGCUUUUUUGUGUUCCUAUAAUGUAUUUUGUGGAGUUAUCCAUUCCCAUAUGUGUGUGUCGAACCCUAUUUUUCGGAUUUUUUUUUUGCACUGUGGUUUCAAUUAUAGUUAUCAAAACAUACAGACUUCUAAGAGUGUUCAGCGAACGCUUCACACCUGUGUCGAGGUUUCUUCAUAACAAAUAUCAGAUUCUGUUUUCCUACGUCCUAGUCUUGGUACAAGUGGUCGGUACCAUACUAUGGAAUACGCACUAUCCGCCUCAGUUGACAGACAUCAUUGAUUACGAGGAGAUGACCUACUUCCCGACGUGUGGUCCUCGCCAAACGUAUUUAUUCUGGAUUACAGCUGGAUACACUUUUAUUUUGGCUGUGACAAGCUUCUACAUGGCAUUCCGUGCAAGAAAGUUACCCGAGAACUUCAACGAGACGCAGUUCAUUAGCUUCGCAAUGUUUACCGCCUGCGUAAUUUGGCUGUGUUUUGUACCGCUGUUUGUCAGUCUUAAAGGUGUAGAUAUGAUUGCGGCGUUUUUAUCUAUUAAUCUGUUAAGCACUUUGAGCAUACUAUUUAUUUUGUACGGAUAUAAAAUCCGAAUUAUUUUGUUCCUUCCACGUUUAAAUAGUCCGGAACAUUUCCGAAACACGUCAGCUGCGGCGACGGUGACGAACUUUGUUAAAGACGUACAAAAAGCCGACGGCACUACUCGAAUAAGAUACCAAAGCGUAGUGACGUUUGAGAUGGAUAGAACGGAUUGGCCGAGUAGUCCACUACCGCGCAGGCUGACAACUACGUCACUAGAUACUGCAAGCCGAGAAUUUGAAGUCGAGCCGCCCGCUCCGAGAAGGGCGUCGUUUGGCGGUAUUGAAGAGAAAAGACAUCAUGCAGCAGAUGUAUCCGUUGACGUUUUUCACCAUGACGAGUUUGAUAUGAAGAAAUAUGUGUCAACGCCCUUACUUACCGAAGAGGGUGCAAUAGCGCCCCUACGAAGACCUGCAAGCGCUUUAUUGAAUAAAAUGAUGUCCGCUACAAGCAUCAAUCGGUUGUUCGCGGAAAAAAACAAGAAACUGGAAUUAAAAGAAUUAUUAGGUCCGGAAACAGAUUUAUAAGAAGUAGUGUAAUUUCAAAUUUUUUUUGUUAUUGUUAUUUCUUGCGUUUAUAUAUACCAAAGGCUAAUAUUGGAGCUUUCAUUUACACGAGCCGUUUUCUUAAAAUUCUUAUGGUUCCAAUAAAUGUUAAAUACAAUUUGAGAGUUCUUACUGGUAUAAAAGUCUGUUAUUUUGCGGGCAGGGUUAUUUUUUAUUUAGCUUAACCGUGUUUAGAGCAUUAGCGUUUUCGAUCUUCGUCCCUUUAUUUUAGUUUAUAUCAAGAAGGCUAUUAAAUCAGAGGCGAAUAUAUUUCGUGCAUAGAAUUUUUUAUCUUGUCUGUAGAAGACACGUAAAGUUUUUUUUUAUCUGCAGAUUUUUAAUAUUUCAUUUGUAUAUACCAUAUUGUGACAGUAUCGUACCAUGUAGUGUCAUGGUGCAUUAAUUUAUUUCAUAAUAUUUAUUAAAAAUUUUUUUUUCUCGUGUGGAUAUGGGUUUGACAUAGCGAGUGUGGAUUUUUAUAGACUAUAUUAAACGUAACCUCCUUCCCAGCGCUCAAAGAUACAAGAUGAACUGGGGACGAGGUUAUAUUGCACGCUUUUUUUUUCUCGUCAAUGUUUUGUCUUAUCAUUUUAUUUAUCAAUUUGUUUUUUUAUCCAAAUUACUAAUAGGUUGGAAAAAAGCGUAAACUACAACCAGCUAAGCAACUUGACAGCUGAAAGACCCUCUACCCUUCGCAACCUAAUGUCUGACCCCAAAAAUAGAGAGUGCUUAUAAAAAUGUUGUAAUAAACUUUGAAUUUGCUAGGAGAACAACGUAAGUAAAAAACAUAUUUUUAAAUUUAAAACUGAUUAUUAUUCUUAAUUUUAGUUCUAAAUUUUCUCGCUCUUAAAAGUGUGUUCUUAUACAACAUUUGUGAAAGAUAUAAAAAUUACCAGGCUUAAUUUCCUGUAAAAAAUUUUUUGCAAAAGUGACACAAAGUCUUUGGCAAAUUUAUUUACUUGUAAGCCUUAGGAGGCAACGGCCAGCUCAGUACCUAUCAAGGUUAUUGGCAUGUUGGUUAUUAGUUCCCGUCAAGUUAACACCAAUUAUUUUGCAACAUUUUUAUUGAGUAUGCCAGCGUCACAAAAAGUAGUCCUAACUAUAGAUUUGUUUUGUCUCACUUAUGGAUGACUGACAAAUUACAAGUGUAAGCUAAAUAUAAAUCUAACUUUUUACCCCUCCCACAUCAAAUUUAGAACAUGUAAGAUUAAAGUGUCGUUAAUUCCUAAACUCGUCAGUACACUUACACUUUGGCGUGCGCACUUAUAACAUUUGAUUGUUUUCUCAACCAAUGAAAUUUACUGAUUCUGACACGCGCUAGAAUUUGAAAAGACUACAUGAACAGGUUUGCAACUUAUCGCAUCACGGAUGGUUUUAAUAGAAACAAAAGAGUUCAAUCUCCUUCUUCAUUUCUAACGUCAUGACACGACAGAUCAAUUCGAAAUACCUUAAUUCUCCAAAAAACAAAUGUUGUAUAAAAAAUUUAAUGCCUAAAAGAAUUUAAACUUUUUUCCCUUCUCUCCUUGUCAUACGAGAGGUUUAAUUUUAGCUUACAUUUUUCGAUUUAUAUAUUUAUUUUAAUUUUGUAGAAGCUUUGACAUGUUUAUUUGUGACGUAGGAAUUUAUUAUCUUAGAUCUUUAUCAGAGUUUUUUAAAAAAUACAGUUUAUUUUAAAACAUGUUUUUUGUCUUACGUUGUGCUGUGUCAGCUCCAAUUAUGUUGUCGU